AGUGGUGUUUGAAUGCUGACGGCGCUCGGUCUCAGUUAACCGUCGGACGGGAGAAGCAGAAUAAUACACGCACAGGUACAGUGAAUCUGCUGAAGUGACUUGGAAAAAGGACUGAGGAUUUACGUUGCUGAUGUGCUGCCGCGGCGUUUGACUUCACUAGACCGUAGACGAGCGAAAAGGACAUUUCGAUCUCCCAUCAUCAAUCCGUAUUUUGCGGAAAACAUGCCUCAGACACCUCCGUUCACAGGCAUGUUUGGCCCUGCCAGUUACAAUAACAACGUGUACCAGUCGAAGGAGGAGAGCUACGGGGAUCUCUAUUACCAUGAAAACAACCUAGUGUCUGGGUCCCUGGAGGCUCUCAUUCACCACUUAGUCCCCAAUGUGGACUACUAUCCUGAUAGGACGUACAUCUUUACUUUCCUGCUGAGCUCUCGACUUUUCCUACACCCGUAUGAGCUCGUGUCCAAGGUGUACCACCUGUGUGUGGAGCACCAACGGCUCAGUGACCCCCAUGCUGACAAGCUCCGAAUGAGGAAGAUGGCCCCGAAGAUUGUGCAGCUGCUGACUGAGUGGACAGAGACGUUCCCGUAUGACUUUAGGGACGAGCGCACGAUGCGGGGCCUGAAAGAGCUGACCCAUCGCAUAACCAGCGGGGAUGAGCUGUACCGGAAGGCUGUCCACCAGAUGAUACAGAGCUUGAUUCGUAAGCUGACCGCACUUAGCCAGUACGAGGAAGCGCUGGCGAAGAUUAACGCCACUGCUGCGGAUAGGCUUACUGUGCUGAAGGCCAAGCCCCAGUCCAUCCAGAGGGACAUCCUGACCAUCUGCAAUGACCCUUUUACUCUUGCCCAGCAGCUCACCCACAUAGAGCUGGAGAGACUAAGCUACAUUGGACCUGAAGAAUUUGUACAAGCCUUUAUUCAGAAAGGCCCUUUGGACAAUAACAAGAGCCGAUUCAGCGACCGCAAGAAAGCGAGUAACCUGGAGGCAUAUGUGGAGUGGUUCAACAGGCUCAGUUACCUGGUUGCCACAGAGAUCUGCAUGCCUGUAAAGAAAAAACAUAGAGCAAGAGUCAUUGAGUUCUUCAUAGAUGUUGCUCGGGAGUGCUUCAACAUCGGCAACUUCAACUCUCUUAUGGCCAUUAUUUCUGGGAUGAACAUGAGUCCCGUGUCCCGACUGAAGAAGACCUGGGGCAAAGUCAAAACGGCCAAGUUUGAUAUCCUAGAGCACCAGAUGGAUCCAUCCAGCAAUUUCUACAACUACCGCACAGCAUUGCGGGGUGCCACUCAGAGGUCCAUAACAGCACACACCAGCCGAGAGAAGAUUGUUAUUCCAUUCUUCAGCUUAUUAAUCAAGGAUAUUUACUUCCUCAAUGAAGGAUGUGCCAACCUGCUUCCCAAUGGACAUGUUAACUUUGAAAAAUUCUGGGAACUGGCCAAACAGGUGAGCGAGUUCAUGACAUGGAAGCAGGUGGAGUGUCCUUUUGAAAGAGACCGCAAGAUCCUGCAGUACCUUCUGACUGUGCCAGUGUUCACUGAGGACGCCCUGUACCUGGCCUCAUAUGAGAGUGAGGGCCCUGAGAAUAACAUCGAGAAGGACAGUUGGAAAUCUCUCAGGUCUGCUCUACUGAGUAGAGUAUGAAUAUUAAAACACUGAAGAAGCUCUGUAUAUCUUUCUGAACAAUGAAAGUAUCUCCAAAUGAAGGAACUGAAACUCUGGAACUGGCUGCGCCCAGGGCCAGUAUGCUCAACAGUAAUAUCUGUGUAACAUAUCAAAGACGGACAUGUUUUUGCUGCUAUAGUCUGGUAUUUCAGGAAAGAUUUUGGAAUCUUAAUAAAAAUAACUAAUUGUUGCCAUAAAAGAAGCCAAGAAUUUACUGUUGUGCUUUUCACAUAUGCCUAAGGGGGACAGAUCAGCUGACAGAAGUUCAUACUGUAGUGUUAGGGAUUUUGGGUACUGUUAAUGAAAGUUAUUUGGAGAAGUAAUUAUGAAAUGUAUCUUCGGAAAGAAGAGGCAGGAGUUGGCUGCUGGUUGGCUCACUCAACAGGACUGGUUUGACAGCUGCUUUAGAAAACCAGCAUUGCAUGCACUGCAAAGGCAGUGCAGAUUAUCACUAAAAGAUGUAAACCUGAAACUGCUCAAGCUAACAUUUAUACUUUUGUUACGAUGUACUUUUUUCUACAUGUUAAAAUGAGUACAGUGUCAUUGUGUAACCCAGUGUGGUUGGUUCUUUUCUUUUUUUUUUUGUGUGUGUGAAGUUUCGAAGUGUGUUAAAUGCACUGAGUACAUUUAACAGUUAUUGAUGUCAUUUAUUGUGAUGUGCAAAGCCCUUGUAAAAACACUGCUCCCACCCCCCCCCCUUCUGUCCUCAGUACCACUCGACCCAACCCCAGAGUCCUCUUGAGGGCAUGUAACAUGAAGGUUAAUGGACUGGAUGCAUGGUUAUCGAGUAAACAUGUUUUCUGGUGUUUGGUGUAAUUGCCUGGAGUAAAUAUAGCGCUGAAGCACUACUAGUGUUAUGUGAUUAAGAUUAUCCCCUCGGUGAGAAUAGGUUUCUCUCUAUCAGAGAUCCACCCCUUCUAGCCCCCAACAAAAAUUGUGCACAGAACACAAAAUAAGCAAAAAUCCACAUUUUGAUGAUAGGAAAGAGUUUAGAGGGAAUUAGCAAAAUAGAACUGUGUGCAUAGCUGAUGUUGCAUAUAAAACUGUAUAGGAGAGCCAGGAGUCAGUAUUCUUCACUACAGUCACUCAUUACUGUUAAUGUGCUGCAAUUUUUUUAAAAAAUUUCAUUCCAUUUCCAUGUGUUAUUUAUGGGUAUCUUUUCCCAGCAGGUAUUCUGUGUGCUUUGUUCUUAGGUAUUUUGCUGCUUUUAUACGAUACUAUUCGUAUUUAAAUUUUGUAGAAGAUAAGCUUGUCUUUUAGUAGGUAAUUUUGUUGCCAAUUUUUAAAAAAAAAAAAAAUGUAUAUUUUUGUUUGUGGGGGAAAACGAUUUUAAGGGUACUUAAAUGAAGUUUGCUGGCUUUUUUCCUUUACACAAAAUGAAAUGGUAAACUAAAUUUGUUUACAGUAUUGUUUCCAUGAAUUCUUUAUAACUGAUGAAAAUACAUAAAUGAGACCUUUAAUAAAAGACAAACUACACCAAUAUUCAGCUGAACUCAC
This is a messenger RNA of Scleropages formosus (Asian bonytongue), 3159 nucleotides long. RefSeq names its product ras-GEF domain-containing family member 1B. Gene Ontology annotation, molecular function: guanyl-nucleotide exchange factor activity. Lineage: Eukaryota; Metazoa; Chordata; Actinopteri; Osteoglossiformes; Osteoglossidae. Bases 223 to 1641 code for a protein of 472 amino acids. The transcript is spliced from 14 exons. The record is from RefSeq and is a predicted model, not a curated record. Gene Ontology annotation, cellular component: plasma membrane. Gene Ontology annotation, biological process: Ras protein signal transduction.